ACCAGCGUAUGUGUGUGUAUAUACAUGUGUGUGUAUAUAUAUAUGUGUGUGUGUGUGUGUGUGUGUAUAUAUAUAUAUAUAUAUAUAUAUAUAUGUAGAUAGAUAGAUAGAUAGAUAGAUAGAUAUAGAUAUGUACACACAAACACACACACAUGCUGGCACUCCUGGAAGGUGGAAUUGCAAAUAAGAAAAUUAUGCAACCAGCCUAUCCUAUUAUACAUGAAUUCUUCCAAAUCACAUGCUUUGCUGAGAGACUGUAAAAUUACAUUUAUUUGAUCAUUAUAUUUAUACAGCUCCUAUAUGAGCUCUUUGAGGGGAGAGGUGAAGACUUGUAAAAGUAACUAAAAGUUAUUAAAGUUAAAAGUGAACUUGAUAUGUGGCAUAAAGCAAAACUUUCACUGAAUUUGUCCAAAUCAAAUGCCACAAACACGUGUCUUAGCAAAAAACCUGCGUGAUUUGGAAACCUCUACAUUCACGUGUAAUUCUGUAAUAGAUUAGGCUGGUUAUAUAAUUUUCUCAUUUACAAAACCUCCAGCAGUGCCAUAAUAAUAAGCUGAUUAUAGUCAGAGGGAGUAUGAGGUGCAGGAGGAGGAAGAGGUGAGUGUGAUCAGGAGGGUGUGGAGGAGAGCUGCUAUUGCUUCACCUCUGGGUUGUUGUCAUUAUCAGAGUGCUGCACCUCAGGGACCUGACAGUGGAAAGAUCUGCUCUCACCCAACAGCAGUGUUGUGGCUUUGCUUAGAGGAUGGAUGAUGGUCAAACAACUAUUCAAAAGCGUUACAUUAAAGCUUCUCCUUUACUACACACAUAUAAAACAUUAAAAAAAUCUUAGGGCAUAUCAUAAUUUAAAUGACUUCCUGGUAGGAUAAAAUUCUAUACAUGGGCACAACACAGUAUAAGCAAGGUUAGUAACUUUAGCAAAUUUAGCACAUUUUGCAAAGUUUUAUGAAGACCAUGAAUUCAGUUGGUGGUCCUAAUCAUCAUGAAGGAAAAUGGACAUCAGCUGAUUUAGAGGUUAGAGAUGAUGAGAAUCAGAAUAUUCCUUCUCUAUGGUAUGGAGGAAUUGACAAAUGCUUGGGUCUCACCAACAGUAACACUAGAAAUAUAGACAAGGGGUACUCUGAGUUGGACCCCUUGCUUCCUAAUGAUCAUUCGUGGCCCUCAGUCCAUGAUGAGGAACAAGCGUCCACUGGUGCUCAGGCCAUGCCGAGCGAAUCAUACUGUACCAUGGUGCUUCAGAUCCUGGCUCCAUUCCUCCUGGCAGGCUUUGGUACAGUAAUGGCUGGCAUGCUGUUGGACAUUGUGCAGCACUGGGACGUGUUUCAGAAAGUAACAGAGAUCUUCAUCCUGGUGCCGGCAUUACUUGGCAUGAAAGGCAACCUGGAGAUGACACUGGCAUCAAGACUCUCUACAGUGGUGAAUGUUGGCAGAAUUAACUCCUCAAAAGAGAAGUGGAAACUGAUCAUUGGAAAUCUUGCCCUCAAGCAGGUUCAGGCUACAGUGCUGGGUUUCCUUGCAGCAGUGGCAGCCUCUGUACUUGGAUAUGUUCUGGAUGAGAAAUUGACCAUAAAUGGUACAGCAAUGUUAUGCUGCAGUGGUGUAGUGACAGCAUUCAUGGCAUCGUUACUGCAAGGUAUCAUUAUGGUGGGUGUGAUUAUUGGCUCAAAGAGGACCGGGAUUAAUCCUGACAACAUAGCAGCACCAAUUGCGGCUAGUUUUGGUGACCUCAUCACUUUGGGGUUGCUUGCCAUCAUCAGUCAAAGGCUUUUCUCUUGCAUUGAACUCUACCCCUAUAUUAUCUACGUAGUGUGUGUCGUCUUUCUGUGCCUGACACCAGUCUGGGUAAUAAUUUCGUUUUGUCACUCUGAAAGCCACAAACUGCUGUACAAUGGUUGGGAACCCAUAAUCACAGCCAUGGUUAUCAGCAGCAUAGGUGGACUUAUCCUGGACAAAACCAUUACUGACUCAAACUUAGGAGGAGUAGUGGUUUACACCCCGGUGAUAAAUGGUGUUGGUGGUAACCUGGCUGCCAUCCAGUCCAGCCGUAUAGCCACGUAUCUACAUUUUCACUGCUCCCUGGGAAGGUUGCCUGAGGACGCAAAGUGCUGUUACUGUCCAUUCCGAACCUUUUACGGCAAAGGAUAUAACAACAGAACAGCUCGGGUGCUGCUUCUUUUAGCCAUUCCAGGCCAUGUGGUCUUUCUCUUUAUUAUUUAUCUAAUGCAAGGUGCCAACACCAGCCCAACACCAACCUUCAUCACCCUCUACUUGGUUGCAGCUCUAACACAGGUAUUUAUACUGUUGUGCAUAGCUGACUGGAUGGUUCACUGCUUGUGGAAGUAUGGCCGAGACCCAGAUAGCUUUUCUAUCCCCUAUUUGACAGCCUUGGGGGAUCUACUGGGCACUGGCUUGUUAGCUCUUUGUGUUUUUGCUGUGGGCGAAUAAUGACAAGGACACACUCUUGGAUGAAAUGGAUUUACCAGGAAAUUUACGGGCUAUAUCUUAAACUAUUAUUUAUUUUCACAUAAUUUUUAUUGUUACUAAUUCUUUAUCUUUGUUAGACUCUCCUCUUGUUCACUGGAGCUACUGAAGCAUGAAUACAUAUUUCCAAGCCAUUGCUGAGACACCUCAGCCACUUUGUACAGCAAUAUUAAUUACUUAGUAAGUCUUAUGAGUGAUACAAAGUUAAGGACAUUUUUUAGCAUUCUAUCAAUAUUAUCAAUUAUUAUGUUCAUAUUUUUUUAACAGUCCAUAUACUUAAAAUGUCUCUACUUUCCAACCCUUUCUAGAAGUCAAAAGUCAGCAAGUUGUAACAUAAACGGAAUGUAGCAAACUGAAUCAAUCAUGCUUUUUAUUUAUGAUGGGGACAUACACACGUAUGUGAAGCACCAAAAACAAUUGCUGGCUGAUUUUGACUGUCAGCACAUAAAUGAUCAGAAAAGCUUACCUUUUUCCAGAACAUGAGAAUGAAAAAAUCUUUAAAAUCAUCUUUAAAGGUUCUAAAUCUUUAAAGUUUUUAAAGUUUAAAGAAUCUGAUAGGUCAAAAAUAUAACAGAAUACAAACCCUGAUUAUACUCUGAUUAUAUACUGAUUACUCCCUAUUUAUAAUGUACUGUUCCUUUUUGUUUUAUUUAUUUAUUUUUCUAGAUUUAUCUAUAUUUGUAAUAAUAUUAAAAUCUAAUAUCUAAUAUUUUAUUAUUGUAAUGUAUAUCUUAUACUAACAAAAUAAUAUUAGAAAACACACACACACACACAUAUACAUAUAUAUACAUAUACACAGUACUGUGCAAAAGUCUUAGGCACAUGCGAAGAAAUGCUGUAGAGCAAAGAUGCCUUCAAAAAUAAUGAAAUUAAAUGUUUCUACAUAAAAAAAAAUAGCAGUAAACAGUAAUAAAUGAAAUAAAGUCAAUAUUUGGUGUGACGAUCCUUCGCUUUAAAAAAAAUAGUAGUCUCAGGUACAAUUUGUGGAGUUUAUAAGGAAAUGAGCUGUAAGUUUCACUGAGCAUCUUGUAGAACCAGCCACAGUUCUUCUGGAGACUUUGACUGUCACACUUGCUUCUUAUUUCUGCAGCAAAACCCAGCAGCCUUCAUUAUGUUUUUUUGUCUGAAAAGUGUCUCUUAUGUAAUAUGCUGCUUUCUUUACUGACAUACAAACAUUUUUCUGUAACAUUUAAUUUUGUGCUGGAAAACUAAUGUUUGGAAAUCUAAAAUGUUUUUGUAUUGAAUCAAUAAUGUAGAAAUCAUAAAAUAAAAAUCUAUAACAAAGUUUGUACUAAAAAAAAAAAACAGAGUGCCUAAGACUUUUGCACAGUACUGUUUAUAUAUAUAAACACCGACAAGCGCCGACGAAGGCCGUGUCAAGUUGAAGGAUCCUUGGAAGGCAGCCUUUGUUACGUGGCCUUCAUUCGGCAGAUUUUGAAGGAUGCAUCAGUGUACUCUUUGCGUUGUCCAAUCACCCACAAUCCUUUGCACACAUUCUGAAAUUCACGAAAAAAAAAGGCGGGACACGAGUCGGCACUGAGCUCCCCACCAAAAAUGUUUUCGGAGAUGAAGGCAUUUAUGUUUAUAUUUAUUUUGUGUUGCUGUAAAUUAAAUGCUGCCCAUGUUAUAAACCACUAGGAGACCACAGAGGGUUGUCAUAUGAUUCGCAUUUGCUGUAUUGCAUUAUAUAAUGUCAGUUAAUAUAAAUAUUUUUAAAAAGUACUUUCCUAAAAAAAAACACAACAAAUUCCUUGUGUGUCUGCGCACACACCUGGCGAAUAAAGCUAAUUCUGAUUCUAAAUUAUUUUAAAAUUGUAUUACAAUACUACAAUUACAAAAAAUCAACAGUACUUAUAAAAAUAUUAUAGCAUUACUGUUAUGGCUUUGGUACUGGAAAAAUAAAGAACAUAUUACAGUGUUACUAGCAAUUCACCUUAAUACUGCCAUAACGUAAUACCAUUAAAUUUUUAUAAUGUAAUACCAUUAUAUUUUUAUGACCGCUUUCAUACAUUACACCCUGAGCGAAAGUAAAAGAGAAUGAUUUAAGUUAUGCUUGAAUAUAUUAUUUUUAGCUCAAGCUGUUAAGUAUUAAUAUUAUAUGUUAAGCAGAAGUGUAGCAAUAAGUUUUUUCUUUUAUGUGUUAUGUAAAAUUAACAGUAGGAGGUGCUGUAGGCAUAUGUUCUUAUUUUCUUUUCCUUCUGGAAAGUUAUAUACCUUACUGCUGUCUGCGUAUCGUCGUUGUAGUUCAACUGCCGAAAUUUAGAAUAAAGUGACACAAAUGCAACCUCCUGGUGGCUUCCUCCAAUUCUACAAAGUAGAGGAUCAGCAGAGGUAUGACAUCUGUCAUCUACAAUAGUGCUUGUUCUCUUUUCAGAGUUUUUGCACCCUGACCGCGGGGGCAGAAAACUUCAUGAUGUAGCCAUGACAUCGCCUUGCAGACUUACUAGGCUGUCUCAUUCUAGCAUUCAAUGCUGCGGAGGAGUCUAGCCUAGAAGCCUCAAAAAGACUGUUCUAGGAAGGACGCAGCCUCAUUAGGGCACAACCUUCCGUUUGAGAAACACCCAAUGUUGCAAGCUU
Pangasianodon hypophthalmus (striped catfish) is the source of this 5055-nucleotide messenger RNA. It is a transcript of the gene slc41a2a, whose product is annotated as solute carrier family 41 member 2a. Lineage: Eukaryota; Metazoa; Chordata; Actinopteri; Siluriformes; Pangasiidae. The transcript has 11 exons. Gene Ontology annotation, biological process: monoatomic cation transport. The record is from RefSeq and is a predicted model, not a curated record. The coding region runs from base 943 to 2442 and encodes 499 amino acids. Gene Ontology annotation, molecular function: monoatomic cation transmembrane transporter activity. Gene Ontology annotation, cellular component: plasma membrane.